AUGUGGCCGGGUGGGGCGCCUCGCGGGUUCAAGAGGCUAUACACCUUCAGCGAUCAUUCUCAGAGGCUACACACCUUCAGCAAUCAUUCUCAGAAACUACACACCUUCAGUGAUCAUUCUCAGAGGCUAUACACCUUCAGCGAUCAUUCUCAGAAACUACACACCUUCAGCGAUCAUUCUCAGAGGCUACACACCUUCAGCGAUCAUUCUCAGAGGCUACACACCUUCAGCGAUCAUUCUCUGAGGCUACACACCUUCAGCGAUCAUUCUCAGAGGCUACACACUUUCAGCGAUCAUUGUCAGAGGCUACACACCUUCAGCGAUCAUUCUCAGAAGCUACACACCUUCAGCGAUCAUUCUCUGAGGCUACACACCUUCAGCGAUCAUUCUCAGAGGCUACACACUUUCAGCGAUCAUUGUCAGAGGCUACACACCUUCAGCGAUCAUUCUCAUAAGCUACACACCUUCAGCGAUCAUUCUUAG
Messenger RNA from Procambarus clarkii (red swamp crayfish), 483 nucleotides. The record is from RefSeq and is a predicted model, not a curated record. Lineage: Eukaryota; Metazoa; Arthropoda; Malacostraca; Decapoda; Cambaridae.